CCUUCAGUCCAGUUCUUAGUAGUCAAGAUGGCGUCCUCUUUCAAUGUUGUCAUUGGCCGACCCACACUGACUAAAAUCCGAGCUGUAGUUUCCCAGUCUCACCUAUGCAUGAAAUUCCCAACCCCUAUGGCAAUAGCAAUACUGCGGGGUAACCAGGAGAUGGCUAGACAUUACUAUAUCACCUCGGUCACACAACCUAAGAAGGGCAAAGAUCACACACCCGAGGCCAUUCCCCAACGGAUUCCUGAUAAUCAACAAGUCAUGGGUGUUGAAAUAACGCAAAUUGGAACUAGAUUGAACUCGGAGGAAAGAGCAGAGCUAAUAGCUUUUCUUCGACCUAACAAUGAUGUCUUCAUGUGGACCUCGGAAAACAUGCCAGGAAUUCCACCCUCAGUAUCCCAACAUAAGCUCAGCACCAAUCCGUUGAAGAAACCAGUGGCCCAAAAGCGACGUCUCUUUGGGGGGGAGAGGCUUCAGGCUAUAAAAGAAGAGGUAGAGAAACUUUUACAAAUUGGUUUCGUCAGAAAAGUUGAUUACUGCGAAUGGGUGGCUAACCCAGUCUUGGUGAAAAAGGCAAACGGCAAUGAGAGAUUAAGUCUCUUGGAUGCAUAUUCCGGGUAUCACCAGGUGCCGAUGGCUCCAGAAGACGAAGAGAAAACCUCGUUCUAUGCUGGCUAUGAAAUUUAUUGUUAUGUCAUGAUGCCGUUUGGCUUAAAGAACGCAGGUGCUACUUAUCAAAAAAUGGUGACCAUCUUCUUCCGAGCUCAGAUCGGCAGGAAUUUGGAGGUUUAUGUCGAUGACAUUGUGGUCAAUCCAGAAAAGAUCAGAGCAAUUGCCGAGAUGGAACCACCGAAAUUAGUAAAAGAUAUACAGAGGUUGACUAGAAGGGUGGCAGCUCUUCAUCGGUUCAUAACGAAGUCAGUAGAUAAGUACCUGCCAUUUUUCAAGAUUAUGAGGUCAGCCGCUCAGAAGGAUGAAUCAGGAAAACAAAAGAAAUUUGAAUGGAACCAGGAAUGGCAAGCCGCAUUCGACGAGCUGAAGUCUUAUCUUACCUCGCCACCUCUACUGACUAAGGCUCAGAGAUCGGCAAUCCGAGCUCAAGCACUAGCAGAUUUUAUUGUCGAAUGCACUCCAUAUCCUUCAACCCCUAAUCCAGAGCCCAACGACUGGACCUUAUAUGUUGACGGGGCAUCUAAUAGCAAGGGUUCAGGAGCUUGCGCUCUUUUGAUUGGUCCAGAUGGAUACCAAAGCGAACAUGCCCUGAAAUUCAACUUUGAUGCAACAAACAACAUGGCUGAGUAUGAAGCUCUGCUACUCGGUCUACAGCUAGUAUUGGAGUUGAAAAUCACAUUGGUGGCCGAGCUGAAAUGCAAAUUCCAAAAAUUCUGUCUGAGCAAAAUUCACCGAACUGAGAAUGAACAAGCAAAUUCACUCUCUAAAUUUGCCUCUGAUAGCUCUUUAAGUUCCAGAUCAGUUUUUGUGGAGGUCUUAGAUGAACCAAGCUUUAUGAAGCCACGGAUGAUGGAGAUUAGCACAGACCCUGACACGCCGAGUUGGACUGACUCAAUUAUCUCCUUUUUGCGAGAUGGAAUAGUACCUGAGGACAGGCAGGAGGCAAUGAAGUUGAGGAAGAAAGCAUCUCGGUAUACACUCGUUGAUGGGGCCCUCUAUAAGAGAUCUUUCUCACUCCCUCUUCUACGGUGUUUAAACCCUUAUGAAGCUGAGUAUGCACUUCGAGAGGGAUAUUACUGGCCAAACAUGUACAAAGAUGCCACUCACUUUGUUCAAAAAUGCCCGAAAUGUCAAUUCUUUGCACAUUUGACUCACCAACGAGCAGAAGAGCUCACGAACUUGGUAGCACCGUGGCCAUUUGCUCAGUGGGGACUGGAUCUUUUAGGCCCAUUCGUGAAAGGCGUUGGUGGUGUAACCCAUCUGAUUGUUGGUGUGGAUUAUUUCACAAAGUGGGUUGAAGCUCAGCCAUUAUCUAGUCUUACCUCCAAGAAGGUCGAAGACUUUAUUUUCAGCUCGAUCAUCUGCAGAUAUGGGAUCCUAAACCAAAUUGUGGCUGAUAAUGGAACUCAGUUCAAUUGCUCCUCAUUCCAAGAUUUUUGUUCUAGUUAUGGGAUCAAAUUGCCAUUCACCUCCGUUUACCAUCCGAAGUCCAAUAGCAUGGACGAGCUCAAUAACAUCCUCUGGGCAUACAGAACCACGAGCCGAACUGCCACAGGUGAAACACCCUAUCAUCUCGUCUUUGGUACCAAAGUAGUCAUUCCUAUUGAAAUAGGAGUCCCAAGCUUCCGAGUCACCCAUUUCGAUGAACGACGAAAUGGACAGUUGCUUCGAGAAAACCUUGAUCUGCUUGCCGAAGUCAGAGAAGAAGCACGGCUUCGAACUCUUGUAUACAAGCAGAAACUAGCCAACUUCUACAAUAAACGAGUCUGCCCUCGCACAUUCAAAGUAGGAGACCUUGUUCUCAGAAAAGUUGGCCUAACAGGGUUUGAAACUCAUUUUGGCAAACUCGCCUCAAAUUGGGAAGGCCCUUAUACCAUGGCUGAGGUGCCACAUCCUAAUGCCUAUGUCCUCCAAGACGUUGAAGGAAAGAGAAUUCCUAGAGUCUGGAAUGUCAAUAACUUGAAGAAAUUUUACCCCUAAUAAAAUUCUUUCAAGUGAUCUAUGUCUUACUGUUAUUUACACUUCUUACUUCGUGAUUAUUGAGAUUCAUUUUACCUCUUAUUCUAUGUAUCCGAGGUCAAUUAGUUCAUUCAUUCCUUGAACCUCACUUCUGUUAAUAAAUGUCACUUCACAUA
Messenger RNA from Rubroshorea leprosula, 2807 nucleotides. The record is from the annotation of a GenBank genome assembly. Lineage: Eukaryota; Viridiplantae; Streptophyta; Magnoliopsida; Malvales; Dipterocarpaceae.